AUGGUCCAGAUAGUAGACGACGUCGAGCGUGGCCCCGGGGCAGUGAUCCCCGGAGCCGGGGAGGAGGACGACGACGAGGCUUCACCAAUCGAGGAGGUCCGCAUGACCGUGCCGGCCACCGACGACCCGACGCUGCCGGUGUGGACAUUCAGGAUGUGGACUCUAGGGCUCCUCUCCUGCGUGCUCAUGAGCUUCCUCAACCAGUUCUUCUCCUACCGCACCGAGCCCAUCAUCGUGACCCAGGUCACCGUGCAGGUGGCCUCGCUCCCGCUAGGCCACUUCCUCGCGCGCGUGCUUCCCACCCGCAAGUUCAAGGCCCCCGCGCUCCUCGGCGGCGGGGAGUGGAGCCUCAACCCGGGCCCCUUCAACAUGAAGGAGCACGUGCUCAUCUCCAUCUUCGCCAACGCCGGCUGCGCCUUCGGCAACGGCUCCGCCUACGCCGUCAUGAUCGUCGACAUCAUCCGCGCCUUCUACCGCCGCUCCAUCUCCUUCUUCGCCGCGUGGCUGCUCAUCACCACCACGCAGGUGCUCGGGUACGGCUGGGCGGGGCUCAUGCGCAAGUACGUCGUCGAGCCGGCGCACAUGUGGUGGCCGGGCACCCUCGUGCAGGUGUCCCUGUUCCGGGCGCUGCACGAGAAAGAGGACGACCAGCGGGUGGCCGAGGGCGGCGGCCCGCGCAGGACGUCGCGGGCCAAGUUCUUCCUGGUUGCGCUGGCCUGCAGCUUCCUGUGGUACGCCGUGCCGGGCUACCUGUUCCCGACGCUGACCUCCGUGUCCUGGGUCUGCUGGAUCUUCUCCAAAUCGGUCACGGCGCAGCAGCUGGGGUCCGGCAUGAGGGGCCUCGGCCUCGGCGCCUUCACACUCGACUGGACGGCCGUGUCGUCGUUCCUCUUCAGCCCGCUGGUGUCGCCCUUCUUCGCCACCGCCAACAUCCUGGCCGGGUUCGUGCUCUUCAUGUACGUGAUCGUGCCGGCGGCCUACUGGGGCCUCGACCUGUACAACGCCCGGAGGUUCCCCAUCUUCUCGUCGCACCUCUUCAUGUUCAACGGGACGGGCUACGACAUCAACGCGAUCGUGAACGACCGGUUCGAGAUCGACAUGGACGCGUACCAGCAGCGCGGGCGGAUCAACAUGAGCACCCUCUUCGCGCUAACGUACGGGCUCAGCUUCGCGGCGAUCGCGGCGACCGUCACGCACGUCGCGCUAUUCCACAGCAAGGAGAUCUACCGCCGCUUCCGCGCGUCGCAGAAGGACAAGCCCGACAUCCACACGAGGCUGAUGAAGAAGAACUACGAGGACGCGCCGGGCUGGUGGUUCUACUCGCUGCUCGUGCUGUCCGUGGCCGUCUCGCUCAUCCUCUGCACCGUCCUCAAGGAGGAGGUGCAGCUUCCCUGGUGGGGCCUGCUCUUCGCCUGCGCCAUGGCCUUCGUGUUCACGCUGCCAGUCAGCAUCAUCACGGCGACGACGAACCAGACGCCGGGGCUCAACGUCCUGUCAGAGUACGUCAUCGGGCUGAUACUCCCCGGCAAGCCCAUCGCCAAUGUCUGCUUCAAGGUGUACGGCUACAUGAGCAUGUCGCAGGCCGUGUCAUUCCUCCAGGACUUCAAACUCGGGCACUACAUGAAGAUACCCCCCAAGUCCAUGUUCCUGGUCCAGUUCGUGGGGACGAUCGUGGCCGGCACGGUGAACCUCGCGGUGGCGUACUGGCUGCUGGGCUCCAUCCCCAACAUCUGCCAGGACGCGCUCCUCCCCGCGGACAGCCCGUGGACGUGCCCGAGCGACCGCGUCUUCUUCGACUCGUCCGUGAUCUGGGGCCUCGUCGGCCCCCGCCGCAUCUUCGGGGCGCUGGGCAACUACGGCGCGCUCAACUGGUCCUUCCUCGUCGGCGCCGCGGGCCCCGCCAUCGUGUACGGGCUCCACAAGGCGUUCCCGGGGCAGCGCUGGAUACGGAUGAUCAACCUGCCGGUACUCAUGGGCGCGACGGCCAGCAUGCCGCCGGCGACCGCCGUCAACUACAACUCAUGGCUGCUGAUCGGCAUCGCCUUCAACUUCUUCGUGUUCCGGUACCGGAAGAAGUGGUGGGAGCGAUACAACUACAUCCUCUCGGCGGCGCUGGACGCGGGCGUGGCGUUCAUGGGGGUGCUGCUCUACUUCACGCUGUCGAUGGAGAACCGGAACAUCAGCUGGUGGGGGACGGCCGGGGAGCACUGCCUGCUGGCGUCGUGCCCCACGGCGAGAGGGGUGGAUCUGGGCGCUGAGAGUGUCUGCCCCGUUGUCCUCUAA
This is a messenger RNA of Setaria italica (foxtail millet), 2283 nucleotides long. RefSeq names its product oligopeptide transporter 4. The transcript has a single exon. Lineage: Eukaryota; Viridiplantae; Streptophyta; Magnoliopsida; Poales; Poaceae. The record is from RefSeq and is a predicted model, not a curated record. Gene Ontology annotation, biological process: transmembrane transport. Gene Ontology annotation, molecular function: oligopeptide transmembrane transporter activity. The coding region runs from base 1 to 2283 and encodes 760 amino acids.